GAGUACAAAUACUUCGUUACUGUACUUAAGUAGAAAUUUCACGUAUCUGUACUUUACUUCGCUAUUUAAAUUUAUGUCAACUUUCACUUUUACUCCACUACAUUUCCUAGAUAAAAUGUAUACUUUUACUCCGAUACAUUUCCACUAAGCAUCUUCGUUACUCGUUACUACAAAAUAAAAUGAUCAGAAGAAGAAAUGUGUGCGACUGCAAUAAGGGAGGUUUGGCGAAUCACUUCUCCUAGAUUCGCACACUCCACACGCUCUAUUUCAGCGUAAUGCUUGUUUGUUGCCAAAAAGGCGGAGGAAGCACAACUGAAACCGCCGGCGCCAUGGAAGCACCAACUGGAGGACCUCCCGUUAUCUUAGACGACCACCCCGACGAUAGUGGUGAACUCGGUGAACAGGUUGAAGAUAACGUUAUACACCCGUGGCCGUAUUUGCAAGAGAUGUUUCUGUACAUUGGAGUGAAAGAUUCUUCCUACCGGAUGAAGUGCCUCUUAUGCCUACCGAAAGUCACUGAAAUUUUGGCAUUCAAGAACUCCCCGUCCAACCUGAAGAAGCACAUCGAGAAAGCAUGUACACCACCUCAAAAAGUAUGAAGGGCUUACAUCAACAAAGAGAAAAAGAGCUCCUGAGACUCCCACCACCACCUCCAGCAUCAAGCAGACCACAUUGGUGAACACCAGGACUGUGUCUCAGAGGUCCAUUGACAAAGCUAUAGUGACUUAUGUGGUCCAAGGACUCAUUUCAUGUUGUUGAAGAACAACCAUUUCAAGAUUUUGUGAAGGAACUGCAGCCUAAUGCAAAAAUUAUGUCACGGCUAACUCUGCGCUCCAUGAUUGAUGAUGCCUCCAGGGGAAUGAAGAGGGCUGUGACUGAGGCCAUGAGGGGAGUUGACCAUAUCGCCACCACCACCGACUGCUGGUCUGUCAGAAGGCGGAGCUUCAUUGGUGUUACUGCCCAUUGGAUUGACCCCGACAGUCUCAAAAGAUGCUCAGCAGCCCUAGCCUGUAAACAGCUGAGAGGUUCGCACACAUUUGAUGUGUUGGCAAGUGCCCUGAAUGACAUCCACUCUGAAUUUGAAAUUCGGGGGAAGAUUGUGCGAACAAGAGACAAUGCUUCUAACUUCAUAAAAGCGUUCAACAUUUUUGGUGAAGAUGAGAACAAUAAUGCCAUUGGAAGUGAUGGUGAUCAUGGCAGUGCACCUCAACCAGGAGAGGAAGAAGAUGAUCAAGAAGGGGAUGAAGAAGUGGAGUGUGUUGAUGUGUCAGCACUUCUGACUGAAGAUGAUGGUUUAGAGUUCCAGCUCCCAAAGCACCAGCGCUGUGCUUGUCACCUACUCAACCUAAUAGCUACUGUUGAUGCCAUAAAAGCCACAUCCAAUGAGGUGUACAAGAAAGUGUACCGUUCAACAUUUGGCAAGUGUAGUGCACUUUGGAACAAAUGUGGAAAAUCCACCCUUGCAGCCGAAAUGGUUGAAGAUGCUUGCUCCCUCCAGCUGCUGCGCCCGAAUUCCACCAGGUGGAACUCCCUGUUCCUGGCAGUGGAAAGACUGCUGAGAAUAAUCAAAGAAAAGGGAGAGACUACCAUCAGAGUCAUCUGCACUGACUUAAAGCUUCCAAUGUUUAAUCCAGCUGAACUCGCCUUUCUCGCAGAGUAUGCCGCUGUCAUGAGCCCUGUCGCUCAGGCUACCAACAUCUUGCAAGCAGAAGCAAAUGCCAUGAUGGGCUGGCUACUUCCAACCAUCAACCUGCUCACUGUCAAACUUGACAGAGUCAAGUUGCCACUGAAGUACUGCAAGCCUCUGGUGGAUGCUCUACAGGUGGGAAUCAUGAACCGUCUUGGCCACAUGUCAAGAGAACCAGAGUUGAUCGCUGCUGCGAUUCUGCUUCCGAAAUUCCGAACGAUGUGGACAAAGGAUGAAGCCACAAUCAAAACGGGAACUGACUACAUCAGGCAGCAUCUGGAAGAGCCCUCACUGCAGAUAGGCGAUGCUUGCAGGUCCACUUCGUCUGAUGAAGAUGACUUUUUCUCUGCCCUGCAGUCGUCUCAAAUACAAGAUGGCACCAAACAGCUGGAUGGGUACUUGGCCUGUUCAGCAGAUCACAUGGACUUGCUGAAGUCCUUCCCAGCAGUGUGCAAGCUUUCUGUGAAGCUGAACACUCCUCUACCUGCCUCAGCGGCCUGUGAAAGGCUAUUUAGCAUCGCAGGACUUGUCUUCAGUCCAAGAAGAGUAAGACUGAAUUCUGGCAACUUUGAAAACCAGCUUCUUUUGAAGAUGAACAAACACCUUUUCAGUUUCAACUAAUGACUGGCCUAUUAGUAGCUGCUGGACGUGUGUGUGUGUGUGUGUGUGUGAUGGGGAGUAACCCCUACAAAUGCUCAUACCACAUGACCAAAAUGUUCUCCCUACCAGCAGGUGUUUUGUUUUUGAAAGAAAUUAAGUUAUUUAUUUUUCAUUUUACAUUUUUAGUUCAUACAAAAGUGAAAUUUCUGUUUCUGUUUUUUUCUUUGAUGUCAGCUCAAAAAAUAUGCUGUUUGUUUUUUGAACUUAAGAGAAUUGUGCCUGAAAAGUCCUGGAAAAGACUAAUUUUGUGAGAGUGAGAUUAAGAAGAUACCCUGAAUAUGCUUCAUGCUUUACUAUAAGAAAGCCACAA
Messenger RNA from Onychostoma macrolepis, 2657 nucleotides. RefSeq lists its product as uncharacterized. Bases 728 to 2308 code for a protein of 526 amino acids. The transcript is spliced from 5 exons. NCBI's taxonomy places the organism in Eukaryota, Metazoa, Chordata, Actinopteri, Cypriniformes, Cyprinidae. The record is from RefSeq and is a predicted model, not a curated record.